GCUACAGCAUACACGCACACAGCCAUCGUGUGAACGCGCUGAGUAGGUUACCAUGGAUACCAGCAGCCCUAGCUAGCGUAGCUUGACUAGCAGGCUGGUUUCCCAGCUUCAGAGCAGCGGAGCGUGUGUUUGCGGCUCGGCGCGGCUCGGCGCGGCUCGGCUCAUCAUGGGGGGCGGUGUGGAGGAGGUGGCGGCUGCUGUGGUGCGGGAAUUUCUCAGCAGGAAGGGUCUGAAAAAAACCAUCGCCUGCAUGGAUGAAGAGCUUCCACGGACCAACUCGAGCAUAAACAACCGCUCGGAGCUGUGCCGAGUGCUUCACUUAGAGACUCUGUACAAGAAGAAUAAGUGUGAAGAACAGCCGCUGAAAACGAUGCUGGAGAUCAUGACGAAGGAGCGGAUGAUGAAGAAGGGCGGAGACGUUAAAAGGCGCCCGAGCGAAGGGGAUCAAAGCAUGGAGCAGAACUCGCCAAAAGCCGCUGAUGAGGAUGUGAGGAGGGGAAAAGACCUCACACAGCUGCACACGGAUGAGAUGAGGUUAUCUGAGACGAGCGCCGUGUCCCAGCUCAGCUCCUUAUCUUCAGCAGGAAACCUCAACGCCACGUCAGCUCCAGCAGGCCUGGGCUCGGAGCAGAAGAGCGGAGGUGGGGACGGCCAGGCGAGCAGGGGCAGCAGAAUGAGGAGAGGCAUCAUGGCAGGUCCGAUUGUUGCCUCAUCUCAGGAAAACACCAAGAGACGUCCUGCCAGAAAGACGGCGCUGUCUGCAUCUCGAACGCCCAAAAACGAAGACGAGGAUCCAGCCGGAGCGAACCGGAGGAGCCGCAGCAGCAGCACGGACGCUUCACACGGCAAACCUGACGAGCGAGAAAACACGGUGUCGAGCAGACAGAGCAACGGAACGGACAGAACGGCGAGACUUCGAGCUCACAAGAGUGAAUCAGCACCUGGACUGGAUGCUCUUCACAUAGCUGGAUUAGUUCUGGAUGAUGUAGACGAUCAGGACGUUUCAGUCGGACUGGCCGCUGUUCCGAAUAAUAAUAAUGUCUCGCGUCAGCAUGACUGGAAUAAACGUCCCAUGGACCAGAAAACAGCAACUGCGCUGAAGGAGCUCAUCUUCGGCUCCCCGGCGGCCUGCUUCAGCGAGGAGUGGAGGUGUCAGAGCUUCACCUUCUCCAACAGACCCGCGCUGAGAUACGGCAUCGUGCAGAAGAAGGGCGGGCCGUGUGGCGUGCUCGCUGCCGUUCAGGCCACCGUUCUCCAGAAACUUCUGUUCGAAAGACCCAGCAGUGACGCACUUUCUGAGAAACUGUCCGACGCGGUGAGGACGAAGUGCCUGACGGACGCCUUGGCUGGAAUCCUGUGGAGAGCCGCAGACAGGAAGAGCGUCACCGUCGCCAUAAACUCAGGGCGGAGUCACUUCACCCCUGUGGGCCACUACAGAGCUGACGACGUUCUGGAGAUGCAGAUCGACUGCGUGGAAGUUCAGAGCUUUGAUGACUUAAAGCUGCUGAUCGAACAGCACAUCCAUCAGUUUGAGUCGGGUCCGUUCGGCUGCGUCUUGCUCAUCAUCUCUGCCGUCCUGUCCAGAACGAUUCCGAUGGUGAGAGAGGACAUGGACGUCCCUACUUCCACUCUGAUUGGCGCACACGGCUACUGCACGCAGGAGCUGGUAAACCUGCUGCUUUGUGGCCGCGCCGUUUCAAAUGUCUUCGAUAACGAGAUGAAACUCGACUCAGGAAAUGGGAAUUUCACCCUGCUGAAGGGGAUCCGAGCGCGCUGCGACAUCGGACUGCUGUCUUUAUACGAGCAUUAUAACAUAUGUAAGGUCGGCUCUUACCUGAAGAACCCGAGGUUUCCGAUCUGGAUGGUGUGCAGCGAGAGUCACUUCAGCGUCCUGUUCUCGCUGUGUGAUCUGACAUCCAGCCGCCGGAGCUCGCGAGAGUUUGACCUGCAUUACUACGAUGGCCUGGCCAACCAGCAAGAACCAAUCAGAUUAACAGUGUAUCCAGACUCGGCUGUAAAGAUGCUGGGUCCUGAGGACGUGGAUUCGGACCUCAUACCUCCGCUGGAGCUCUGCAUCAGGACCAGAUGGACAGACGCAGCUGUGAGCUGGAACGAAAGCGAGCCCAUCCUCUGAUCUGUGGCUCGAUCAGGACGAUGAUCUCAGUUCCUCACCACCUUUUAUUGCAUUUUCAUUUAUACUACAUCAGCACACAGUAUUCAGUUUCUUUUUAUUGCUUAUUUAUUAAAAUAGUUUGCUCUGUUUCCUC
Molecule: messenger RNA, 2267 nt
Organism: Neoarius graeffei (lesser salmon catfish)
Lineage: Eukaryota; Metazoa; Chordata; Actinopteri; Siluriformes; Ariidae
Gene: mindy4
Product: MINDY lysine 48 deubiquitinase 4
Exons: 18
Coding region: 167-2134 (655 amino acids)
Biological process (GO): protein K48-linked deubiquitination
Molecular function (GO): cysteine-type deubiquitinase activity; K48-linked deubiquitinase activity
Source: RefSeq, a predicted model, not a curated record